Molecule: messenger RNA, 638 nt
Organism: Triticum dicoccoides
Lineage: Eukaryota; Viridiplantae; Streptophyta; Magnoliopsida; Poales; Poaceae
Product: protein NUCLEAR FUSION DEFECTIVE 6, mitochondrial-like
Exons: 3
Coding region: 80-385 (101 amino acids)
Cellular component (GO): mitochondrion
Source: RefSeq, a predicted model, not a curated record
ACAGGCCAUCAGCUUCCAAACGGUGAAAGAAGCCCAAAGAGGGCAACGACGAGGGUUUUAGAGCCCAUCCACACCAGCCAUGGCGACGGCGGCUGGCGGCGCGCGGCGAGCCCUCGCGGGGCUGCGCUCCGCUUCCCCAUCUACUCUGUCCAGAACGUUUUCCAGGCCGGCAGUUGCCCAGUCCCCGGAGCUGGCGGCCUCCGCUCUGCCCCGCGCCCCGCGCCGGCGCCUCGCGAUCUCGAGGGUGCCGGUGGCGGCGCUGGGCGGCGCGCAGGGGCUGAUGCCGCUGCACAGCGCGACGGCAUCGGCGCUGCUCACCUCCAUGCUCGGGCUUAAGCCCGGGUCUUGGGGUUGGCUCUCCGAAGGUUUUGCAACGCCUCUAUAACAAGAAUGGUGCUCCAGUCACCAUACGAGAGUCUUCAGUUUAGCCUUCCCCUGGCAGAUUCCAAUAACACUAGCUACAUGCCUUGUGGACUAUACCAUUGGAUUUUUGCUGAUGGAAUCUGUAGUUUCACUGCUUAAAACUUAUGAUGACAUCGUGUGCCAGUCAUCGUAUUGCCCUGUGACGAUAUUCAUGGCAAAUUUGAAGUAACCUUCUUUCAUGAUACCAGUUUUUGUUUAUCUGAUGCAUUUUAUGA